GUUCUUACGGACUCAUAAAGCGAUGGCUAGUCCCACCGCUGCCUCUUCAGUUCUAAACCAUCUCGUUUGAAUCCUCCCUAUGCAAAAGUAAAUAUAGGUCGAAUUGCGGUUUCCAACAUGCUCGUGACAACCCUUCUUUCCGCCAUGUCAACCCUUUCAAGGGCGGCACCCACCACAACCACCGUCGACUCAACAGAACUCGGCCAAGGUCCUUACCACUACGACUUCGGCUGGACCAAACCCUUCAUCAGCUCCUGCAGCAACAAGACUGUCGAUGUCAAGUUCCGCUGGUCCAUCAAAGGCCUCCAAUACACCACCUCUUCCACAUUCAUGUCACCCACCGAAGAACAAGAACAGAAGCCCAGCAUCGAGUCGACUUACUUCAGCUUCAACCUCACCAACCCCGCCAUCGGGGGCCUAGCUCGCUGCAACACCACCAUGUCCGGGCCGAUACCAAACGCGACCCAUGUAUUCUGGUGCGACAAGUGGCUUUCAGUCGACGCUGGGACGGUUGGGCUGUAUGGGAGCCGUGGUCCACGGCUUCACCUGAGGUUUCAUGAGAAGACGCUGUUGCUUAGUGAUGGGUGGAAGUGUGAUGAGCCAGGGCAGAGAAGUAAUGGCGACAUACAAUACAGCGCAAGAGGCCUUGUAGAACUGGAAUACUCGCAGUGUACUGGGGCAUCAUCAGUCACCGGUGACUGGAAGCCCGGUCAAAUUUAUUCGCAAAAGACAAUCGGUUGUCGCGCUGACCAGAUCGAUCUUAAGCCGAAUUAUCUACUUGGGGUGUACGCUGCUGACCCGUUUUUCUUGGUUAUUGGGGAGUGGUAA
Podospora pseudocomata is the source of this 828-nucleotide messenger RNA. RefSeq lists its product as uncharacterized. The coding region runs from base 118 to 828 and encodes 236 amino acids. The transcript is spliced from 3 exons. The record is from RefSeq and is a predicted model, not a curated record. Lineage: Eukaryota; Fungi; Ascomycota; Sordariomycetes; Sordariales; Podosporaceae.